AUGGUUGUCGACGUCAGCGAAGAUGAUGAGCAGCUGCCCCGCAUUAAAGAGGAACAGCAGGAAGUGGACAUCAGUCAGGACGAGGACGGGGACGAGGACGAGGCUGCGUUACCGCUCAUUCAUGUGAUUGUCAAGAGUGAAGAUGACGAAGAGGACCGAGAUGAAGCUCACUGCUCCCGACACAGCGAAAGUGAGGAGCGCAGACGAGUGCUGCAAACGCAAGCCGACCUGUCGAUGUCGCACUCUGAUGAGGAGGAGGAGGAGGAAGAGUCGAGCUUGAAACGUUUUCAGUGCGACAAAACCUUUGCGGACUCAACUACUUUGCGAAAACACGUGCAAAGUCACACGGGAGAAAAAAGCUUCAGUUGUCCGUUUUGCGGCAAAGGCUUCCCCAGAAAGAGUAAUUUAAAGCUCCACGUGAGAACGCACACGGGAGAGAAACCUUUCCCCUGCCCGCUUUGCGGCAAAAGAUUCUCCGAAAAGGGAAAUUUGAUGAAACACGCCAGCACGCACACGGGAGAGAAACCGUUCACAUGCUCGGUCUGCGGGGAAAGAUUCUCCCGGAAAGGCAACUUGGCCACGCACGCGCGAACUCACACCGGAGAGAAAACCUUCGCCUGCGCCGCCUGCAGGACCAGCUUCAGUCUGCGUUCGGCGCUUUUGAGGCACAUGAGGACGCACACCGGCGAAAAACCCUUUUCCUGCUCCCUUUGCGCGCAAACCUUUUCCCAGAAAGGACAUCUGAUGAGACACACGAGGACGCACAGCGGAGAGAAACCCUUUCCCUGCUCAAUUUGCGGCAAAAGAUUCUCCCAAAAGGGCAGUUUGGCGACGCACAAGACGACGCACGCCGCGGAGAAACCCUUUUCCUGCUCCGUUUGCGCUCAACCCUUCUCCCAAAAGGGAAACUUGAUGAAGCACACGAGGAAACACACAGGAGAGAAACCCUUCACUUGUCAAGUUUGUCAGCUAAAAUUCACACACAAGUAUCAGCUCAACAAGCACAAAUGUGCUGCUGAGGAGAGCAGCAAUAAAUGA
This is a messenger RNA of Phycodurus eques (leafy seadragon), 1038 nucleotides long. RefSeq names its product gastrula zinc finger protein XlCGF8.2DB-like. Gene Ontology annotation, biological process: regulation of DNA-templated transcription. Gene Ontology annotation, molecular function: RNA polymerase II cis-regulatory region sequence-specific DNA binding; DNA-binding transcription factor activity, RNA polymerase II-specific. Lineage: Eukaryota; Metazoa; Chordata; Actinopteri; Syngnathiformes; Syngnathidae. The coding region runs from base 1 to 1038 and encodes 345 amino acids. The transcript is spliced from 2 exons. The record is from RefSeq and is a predicted model, not a curated record.